This is a messenger RNA of Uranotaenia lowii, 900 nucleotides long. RefSeq lists its product as uncharacterized. The transcript is spliced from 3 exons. The record is from RefSeq and is a predicted model, not a curated record. Lineage: Eukaryota; Metazoa; Arthropoda; Insecta; Diptera; Culicidae. The coding region runs from base 1 to 900 and encodes 299 amino acids.
AUGAACCAGCAGAAGAACCAGCAAUCGAAGGAAUCCACAGGGCCCAAAGGAUCGGGUGAAAUUGUCGGAUUCUGCCGAAAGUUGUUCCGUUCGGGAACUGGUGCCGUAUCCUCCUGGAAGCUGAAGCUGGAUGCCACGUCGGCUGCCAAUGGUGCUCAACUGGGUUGGUCAUCGGAUGACAACAUCGGUCGUUGUAAAGAAGAAGGUGAAGAAGAAAAAGAAACAAAACUCUGUCUGAAAUACGGACAUCCCAAAAUUAAAUGCUUGGCAGAAAAGGCGUGCAUAGUUUGCUCUGGCACGCACAGCAGCGAAACUUGUACUGCCAAAACGAAAUUCUGUGCAAACUGCAAGGGAAAUCACUCUCCGCUCGAUAGAAACUGCCCCGUUUAUUUGUACGAAACUGCUGUCCUAAAAGUGAAAACAGAGCAGAAUAUCACACUGGAUGCCGCCCGUAGGAUUGUUCAAACGCCAAGUACCACCAGCUACGCAGAGAUAGUUAAAAACCACAACGAUGUUUUCAACCAGCAGAGGAAAAAGCAGCAGCCGAAAAAAAUCACCGCACCGACCGAAUCAAACCAACAGAUGGAGCAACAACAACAACAGCAGAACCAAAAACGGAUUCAUCACACGACAGAACCAACAAUACAUUCGAUCGUUUCGCCGCCCCGCAAGAAAUCGACCCCUCAAGCUUCGCCAAUCACCUCAGGUGACAAGGCUGAAGAUGACCCACAGCAACAACAAAACGAUACCCUCAUCAAUUCCGAGACUCGGAAAUUGACACGAGAAACAAAUCGUGUUUCUUCCCCAACCCCUUCCACCUUAUCCAAAACCGCCCUCCCACCUCCUUCUAAUCCUAAACCCAAACAUGAUCCUCGGCAAAAUUAUACUUUUAUGAAGUGA